AUGGCUCGAGCUCGUCGCCGCUCUGGUAGGUCCACUCAGAAAUCCCCUGAGGAGUCAGGGGGUGUAGACGACUCUGCUGCGCCGUCCAAGCAGGAGGGUGACGCCCAGCCCAACGCGCAGGACGAUAACACCUGUCCUGCAUGCAAUCCGGAGGGUACUGAAGAGUGGGCUGCGGCGGACAAGGAGAGCUGGGUCCGCUGUGAUGCAUGCAAGACGUGGUACCAUUGGCGCUGCACCGGAGACGGUGGCGACUUGGACGCGGUCGAUAAGUGGUCAGCGCGAUUCGUGCAUUUUGCCGCUCCAGAGCAGCAGCUGAUGCCGUUGCCUUUUGUUCCUCUCCAUUGUGCCACUUCCCUCGCACCAGGUUCUCCGCCUGCGCGCAAAUCCGCUCGGAAACGUACACAACGCGACUACGCCGGCUUACACAACUCCGGAGCAGAGGCAGAUCCGGACAGGUGGUUGCGCAUGCUGGAAGGAAAGGAUUUCGAGCCUGACCCGUUCAAACGGAUGAACGGGGACGAGGUGAGUUUGGAGUGGUUGGAUACCGAUGAGACAGCGAUGCGGGAACCUAUCGUCAUCGAAAGCUCUGAAGGGCUCGGUAUGAAGAUGCCCUCGAAGGAUCUCACUGUUGAGGACGUGGCAGAGAUCAUAGGAGAGAGCACUCCCGUGGAGGUUAUCGAUGUCGCCACUCAGUCAAAUCUCCCUGGGUGGACUUUGGGCAAGUGGGCAGAGUACUAUGGCCUUGACGCUUCUGCGAGGGACAAAAUUCGGAACGUUAUAUCGCUUGAGAUCUCCGGUACAGAACUGGCCGACAACGUCUUGCCACCAAGAUUGGUCCGGGAGCUAGAUUGGGUAGAGAAGUAUUGGCCUAAUACCAAGAAAGGCAGAGGACAUGCCUAUCCCAAAGUACAGCUAUACUGUCUUAUGGGUGUGGCCGGUGCUUGGACUGAUUGGCACAUCGAUUUUGCGGGAUCCUCCGUCUAUUAUCAUAUUUUACACGGCUCAAAAGUGUUCUAUUUUAUUCGCCCCACUCCAGCCAACCUGGCUGCCUAUGAGCGAUGGUCUGGCACUGAGAUGCAGAAUCAUUCCUGGCUGGGUGACAUGGUUGACGAAGUAUUCAAGGUUGAGUUGCAUGACGGCAACACCAUGAUUAUCCCUACUGGCUGGAUACAUGCUGUUUACACCCCGGUUGAUACCUUGGUUUUUGGAGGAAAUUUCCUGCAUUCGUACAAUGUGUCCACACAGCUGAAAGUACGUGAUAUUGAGAUUGCCACGCAUGUACCAAAGAAAUUCCGAUUUCCAUUCUUUGUUCGGCUUUGCUGGUAUGCUGGUGAGAAGUACCUCCGUGAUCUGAAAGCUAAAGAAGAGUUUGCGCCGCGUGUGCUCGAUUCCGUCGAAGCUCUGGCCGAGUUCCUUGUGUCUGAAGCACGGACUAUGGAGCGCGGGACCGAGCAGGCCAAGAAGGAAGCUAAAGAGCAAGUACCUGGCGAUCGUGUCAAGGACGCACCCGCUUUGGCACGUGAGCUGCGCUGGAGAGCCCGCUUAGCGGCUGGAUAUCCCAGCGACGAUGAAGGACGCAAUAAGCGGAAGAAGAAUGGCGCUACCGAAUCAGCUAAUGGAAUUAGCAAACGAAAGCGCUCUCUUGCGGACGCUGACGAAGACAGCACAGGGCCAUUCCGAAACUUUAGGCGCAGACUGUGGGAGAGGGUGUCCGAAAUCCCCUCAGAAAAGGAGAGCCGAGUCUUGAAGCUGCCUCGGCCCAACGAUGCAGGAGGUGAUUGGAAGGAUCAAUGGGUGCUGUGGAAGGAAGAGAUGGACAGUGCGGAGGGUGGAGAUGAAGUGUUCGUGGACCGACGGCGCGAUGUAAUUGUCAAGGUGCGGAGGACAGAGAAGGGUGUUGAGCGGCAGAGAGUGGAGAGGGUGCUCGAAGACUGGAUCUGGAACGCGGACCCUGUGUCGCCAGCUUCGACUGCAGUUCUGAAAGAAGAGCAUGGUGUGCCUGCUUCUGAAAUCCAAGGCCAGGAGGUAACGCCCCAAGCCAGUAACAACUCGGAUGCGAAGAAGUCCAAGCCUGAAGAAGCGGUGAAGAUGGAGAUCGACGGUGCGGGUGUUGAGAGUAGUGUACUUGCGGCAGGUGUCGCUGCGGCCGCUGCGUAA
Messenger RNA from Fibroporia radiculosa, 2157 nucleotides. RefSeq lists its product as uncharacterized. The coding region runs from base 1 to 2157 and encodes 718 amino acids. The transcript is spliced from 8 exons. Gene Ontology annotation, molecular function: histone demethylase activity; transcription coregulator activity. The record is from RefSeq and is a predicted model, not a curated record. Lineage: Eukaryota; Fungi; Basidiomycota; Agaricomycetes; Polyporales; Fibroporiaceae. Gene Ontology annotation, biological process: regulation of transcription by RNA polymerase II; protein demethylation.